AUGUUACUCAGGGAGGAGAUGGAAUCUGUCCCAUCCAGUAGGGGUCAGCGUCGUGGCCUGGGAGGGUACAGGUGCUAUGCACCUCUCAAAGGUGGCCUAUAUGCCGCUGUUGUCUGUAAACCGUUAAGUAUCCUCUCAGUUUGUCUGUUCUCAAUGUAACCCCUUAACCAUAAUCAUUUGGUUCUGAUUUAUAGAAUGCGUUGUGGUUUUUUAGAUUGUGCAUGAGCGUAAUGUGCAAAAAUACCCUAUAGGCUAAUCUACAGAACUAAGAUGUGCUGCAUAUUGAGACAACAACUGAGAUCCGUCAACUAACCUAGAUUUGACCUGUUUGACCACAAUGAAUGGAUUAAGGUAUAUUAAAGCCAAAAUGCUGAUCCCUCUGUAUGGUGUGGUGUGUCUCUGUUUGUGCAUUGUGUAUAAGAGUGUGUGUGUAUGUGUGUGUGUGUGUGUGUGUGUGUGUGUUUGACUGACUGUUAGUUCUCAGGUAAUGAAAGCACAAUAAAUCCCAAAUAAACUGACUCAUUUUCUUACUAGUGUGAAACAGUUUAGCCGACUCAAAGGAGACGAGACAGGAAAUUGGACCGGUCCUGUAAAUGUCUUGGAUGAUGGAUCUCUGAAGCCUGCCAGGAAUGUGAAGAAAAGGUACAUUUCCAACGUGAUUGACUGACUGUACAACACCCCUGUGAGACAGAAAGAGAUAGAGAGAGAACAUGAGAUUUCCUGCUGAUAACCCAGCCCCCUGCAUGUGUGGCCUGGGCCUUAGAAGCCUCCACUCGCAAUGCAUAACCAGUAUAACCAACAAACUGCUGUACUAACUAACUAGUAAAGAGACGAAGUCAGCAACACACACAUAACUAUUUUGCUUCUGCUUGUUUUGCAUUUCUGAGGAAUCCUAGUUGAGAUGUUUGCAGGGGUGAUGAUGACACAGGACCCACUCACACUGACAUUUAACUCUGACUUACCUGCCUGCAUGUUGACAGAUGUUUCCGUCAGAAUUUUCAGCCCGAUUCACAGAGCUCCGUAAUAGUCACACCCUGCCUAGCCGAUAUUAAGAAGAAAAAAAAACGCUCUCAA
This is a messenger RNA of Coregonus sp. 'balchen', 1074 nucleotides long. The record is from the annotation of a GenBank genome assembly. NCBI's taxonomy places the organism in Eukaryota, Metazoa, Chordata, Actinopteri, Salmoniformes, Salmonidae.